AUGAGUCAACAACAAGGAAAUAAUAAAGAAGCAGGAUGGGUUAGAGUCCAAAUUCAAUUAUUCACAUUAUGGAUGGAUGAAGUACUUCAACAAAGACAAAUGGGAGUAAAAGAUUUAGCUGUUGAUCUUAAAGAUGGAAUUCGAGUCAUUAACUUCUUUGAAUUACUUUCAGGAAAGACAUUAAAAGAAAAAUAUGAUUUAAGACCAAAGAAUCGUAUUCAAAUGGUUCAUAAUUUACAUUUAGCAAUGCAAUUUCUUGAAAAAGAAAUGUUAGUAAGAAAUCCAGGAUGUUUUGCAGAAGAUGUAGUUGAUGCAGAUAUUCAUGGAGUUAAAUUAAUUUUAGGUCUUCUUUAUACAUUAUAUAGAAAAUAUAGACUAAGUGUAUUAGUUGAUAAAAAGAAAGGAAAAAGUAUGAAGGAAGAAGAUGCACUUUUAGAAUGGGUAAAAGAAGUUACUGAUGGAUAUGGAGUUACUGUAGAAAAUUUCAAACAUUCUUUUAAUGAUGGUAAAGUGUAUUUAGCAUUAGCCCAUGUUAUUAUAUUAUUUAAUCAAUUAACUGAAAAAUAUGAAAACUUUACAGCAGUUGGAGAAGAUGAUAAAGAAGAAAUUAAUGAUUUAACUAAAGAAAUAGAAGAAAUUAGAAAAAUGGUAGAAGAAAGAAAGAAACAAUUAGCUGAAAUGAAAGAAAAAGAAGGAGAAUCAAUGGCAAGUAAAUUUGUAGAAGAAAAUAAAAGGUCAGCCGAAUUAGGAGAUAAGAAGACUGAUUUAGUUGAAGAAAUAGAAGAAUUAGAAGAAGAAGUUAGUGUAUUAAAGAAAACAGUUCAAACAGCACAAGAUGAUUGUGAUGAAGAUAAGAAAGAUUUAGAAAAAGCAGGAGAAUUACAAAAAUUGUAUUUAAAUAUUCAACCAUUAGAAGAAAAUUUGAGAAGACAAAUUGUCGAUUUACAUAAAUGGGCUCCUUAUUUGAAAAGUGAAGAAGGAUUUGGACAAGAAGAUCCAAAACUAAAAACACUAAACGAACCAAAAGAAGGUGAUUAUAAAGAAGUCUUUAAGGAAAUGGCAGAAGACUUAGAAAAAGAAAAUGAUGAAGUUGGAAAAAUAUUAGUUCAAUUAAAGAAAGAACAAUUACAAAAAGAACAAAAGAAAACUGCAAAAGUUGGUGUUAAAAAACCAGUAGUAAAGAAAGAUAAGAAAUAA
Entamoeba histolytica HM-1:IMSS is the source of this 1197-nucleotide messenger RNA. RefSeq lists its product as uncharacterized. Gene Ontology annotation, cellular component: plasma membrane; cell junction; cortical actin cytoskeleton. The record is from RefSeq and is a predicted model, not a curated record. Bases 1 to 1197 code for a protein of 398 amino acids. The transcript has 2 exons. NCBI's taxonomy places the organism in Eukaryota, Evosea, Mastigamoebida, Endamoebidae. Gene Ontology annotation, biological process: actin cytoskeleton organization. Gene Ontology annotation, molecular function: actin filament binding.